Molecule: messenger RNA, 1548 nt
Organism: Oryza brachyantha (malo sina)
Lineage: Eukaryota; Viridiplantae; Streptophyta; Magnoliopsida; Poales; Poaceae
Exons: 8
Coding region: 309-1529 (406 amino acids)
Biological process (GO): wybutosine biosynthetic process
Molecular function (GO): 4 iron, 4 sulfur cluster binding; catalytic activity
Source: RefSeq, marked validated
GCUUUGCCGUCUUCGGCGUCGGGUCGCGGGCCUACGGGGAGACGUUCAACGCCGCCGCCAGGAGCUUCUCGCGGUGGCUGCGCGCGCUCGGCGCCGUCGAGGUGGUCUCCAUUGGGGAGGGCGACGUGGACGGCGGGGAUCUCGAGGUCGCAUUCGAGGAGUGGUGUGGGAGGGUGGUGAGGGUGGUGAAGGGGGAGGAGAUCAGGGAGGAAACCAAGGGGGAUAGCGAUGGCUUUGAUGAGAUAGAAUUGGAAGAGGAGGAUUCCGAUUAUGACGAGGAAGAGGAGGUGGAUGGCAGGGAGGUUGACAUGGAGGACAUUGCCGGGAAGGCGCAGGCAAGGAGGCAGAAUGGGAAGGUUGAGGGGGCUUUGUCCAAUGGCGGGGAGAAUGGUCCGAGGGAUAUGGUCACUCCAAUCAUCAGGGCGAGCUUAGAGAAGCAAGGUUACAAAAUUAUCGGUUCUCACAGCGGGGUGAAGAUUUGUAGAUGGACAAAAUCACAGCUCCGAGGCCGGGGAGGGUGUUACAAGCACUCAUUUUAUGGCAUCGAAAGUCACAGAUGCAUGGAAGCAACUCCAAGUCUGGCAUGUGCAAAUAAGUGUGUAUUUUGUUGGAGGCAUCACACCAAUCCUGUUGGGAAGAGUUGGAAAUGGAAAAUGGAUGAUCCUCUUGACAUUGUUAAUACUGCAAUCGACCAACACACAAAAAUGGUUAAGCAGAUGAAAGGGGUACCAGGAGUAAAACCAGAGAGGCUGGCAGAGGGUCUAUCCCCCAGACAUUGUGCAUUAUCUCUGGUUGGUGAACCAAUUAUGUAUCCGGAGAUAAAUGUUCUGGUUGGCGAGCUACACCGCAGACACAUAUCUACAUUUCUCGUUACAAAUGCCCAGUUUCCUGAUAAAAUUAAGACACUUAAACCAAUCACUCAGCUUUAUGUCAGUGUCGAUGCAGCUACAAAGGAAAGCUUGAAGGCUGUCGACAGGCCAUUGUUUUCAGACUUCUGGGAGCGCUUUCUGGAUUCUCUGAAGUCCCUGCAUGAGAAAGACCAACGAACUGUCUACCGUCUGACAUUGGUUAAAGGCUGGAAUGUAGAAGAGAUAGAUGCUUACGCAAAAUUACUAAACCUCGGCCAACCUGAUUUCAUUGAAAUCAAGGGUGUAACAUAUUGUGGCUCGUCAACAACUUCCAAGUUGACGAUGGAAAAUGUCCCUUGGCACUCUGAUGUAAAAGAAUUCUCCGAGGCUUUGGCAUUAAAAAGCGGUGGUGUGUACGAAGUAGCUUGUGAGCAUGCUCAUUCAUGCUGUGUUCUACUUGCAAAGGUUGAUAAGUUCAAGAUCAACGGCAAAUGGCAUACCUGGAUAGAUUAUGAUCGAUUCCAUGAUCUGGUGACAUCUGGAAAACCGUUUAAGAGCCAGGACUACAUGGCUCUGACACCUUCAUGGGCUGUCUAUGGUGCAGAGGAAGGUGGCUUUGAUCCAGAUCAAUCUCGUUACAAGAAGGAAAGACGCCAUGGUGCAGCAGCCCACAAAGACUAACCUAUCUCCAAACUCCACU